AAGGGGAGGAGGAGUUUUGGAGAGAAGUUUGUGUAAGAGAAAAGCAGCGGUAUUCUUUCAUGUAAACUCCUUCAACAAGUAGUAGAGCUGCUUCACCAAACAGCCUGUUAUGGAAAUCCCAGCCAUAAAUCUAAAGGCCAUAGUACUGGUGCACUGGCUGUUGACAAUAUGGGGAUGCAUGGCGUGGCUGCCCCCCUCCUUCGCUUGGGGGAACUUCGGUGUUUUAGCUGUUGGGGUGUGGGCCAUUGCACAGAGGGACUCAAUCGAUGCUGUGCUCAUGUUUCUGAUGGGGAUGGCUGUGACGAUAUUGACCGACAUCAUCCAUUUUGGGAUCUAUUAUCCGCUGAAUGACUUUGCAGUAGAAAGAGGGAGGGACGUGUUUCGCUUCAGCGCAGGAAUGGCCAUCCUCAACCUGCUGCUCAAACCUGUGUCCUGCUUCUUUGUCUACCAAAUGUACCGCGAACGUGGAGGAGAUUAUAAUGUUAACUUUGGUUUCCCCUCUGUAUCACGAAACAGAGAUGCCUACCAGUCCAUUGACCAGCAGGAUGAGUCUUCAACCCCAGCAAAUCCGUUCAACCAGGCCCAGGACAGCAAACCAGGAGCCCGCACAUACUGAGAGAGCCAGGCGGUGAACAAUGCAGCAUUUUCCUCUGACUUCUCAUGCAGCAGUACAGUGCUUAGGGGCAGUUUUUUUUUACAAUCGAUCCCACGUCGGUCUCUGUGUUUUGUACAAUUGGUCUGCUGCAGAUUGCAGCUCUGAAAUAGAAUUCUUUUAUUAUGGUAAAUCAUUAGCUCUGAUUGGGUUUUAGAAUAAAAUAUGGCACACAUAUAAUUUUUCCUUCAAAGGUGGUAAUGUUUUUGCUGAGCCAGCACAUCGCUGCUGAAUAAAUACAGAGAAAAUCUUGUUCUGCCACUAC
Molecule: messenger RNA, 917 nt
Organism: Morone saxatilis (striped sea-bass)
Lineage: Eukaryota; Metazoa; Chordata; Actinopteri; Moronidae
Gene: agtrap
Product: angiotensin II receptor-associated protein
Exons: 5
Coding region: 110-616 (168 amino acids)
Biological process (GO): regulation of blood pressure; angiotensin-activated signaling pathway
Cellular component (GO): plasma membrane
Source: RefSeq, a predicted model, not a curated record